Colletotrichum truncatum is the source of this 2745-nucleotide messenger RNA. Its product is annotated as alpha-l-rhamnosidase. NCBI's taxonomy places the organism in Eukaryota, Fungi, Ascomycota, Sordariomycetes, Glomerellales, Glomerellaceae. The record is from RefSeq and is a predicted model, not a curated record. Gene Ontology annotation, biological process: carbohydrate metabolic process.
AUGCAGGUCACACGUUGUGGCAUUCAUGCCUUCCACGAGACUCUAGGAAUCGACGUUGAUGAGAUACGAUUCUACUGGACGCUUCACUCAGAAUCUGAACAUGCUGCCCAAGUCGCCUACCGCGCAGUUGUCGCUCUCAGCCCUGAAGCUCUUGAUGAAUCCUCUCAUCAAGACAUCAUUUGGGAUUCGGGAAGAGUAGAGAGCAAUGCCCAGAGGAAUGUACUUUGCAAGCCAGACGGCGGCUUCAAGUCAGCAUCUUUCCACUACUGGAAGGUCACCGUCUGGGAUCAGGAAGGACACGCUGCGUCGAGCAGUGCCAAUGAAUUCUUUACAGCAUAUCCGAGGUCGAACAGGCUUUUGCCGCCAUACAGCAUGAACCAGACUUACAUGCCCCAUACAAGCUUAAUCUUCCGUGCGUGGUUCGAAGACGAGCCCAAUCGCUGGAAGGGAGUCUGGGUUGGUGAUAGUAGCGACAAGCCUUUCUAUCUACGCAAGUCCCUCCAUCUUAAGAGAAAGCCAACAAGAGCUAUCGCUCUUACCUCGGGACUGGGUCAUUUUAACCUGUCUUGCAACGGCAACCCGGCUUCAAACCACGUUCUUGACCCCGGCUGGACGAACUACCACCGCACUGUGCAAUUUGUCUCCUACGACCUGAGUAACUUCCUCACCGAAGGUGAGAAUGUUCUCGGAGCUCACGUCGGUAACGGAUUCUAUGCCGGCGAUCAAGGCGACCGGUUUUUCUGGCCAACGUAUGAGGACAACACUUUUGUUCGGUACGGUAAUGAGCUCUGCUUCUUUGCCGAGCUACACCUCUUUUACGAGGAUGGCAGCGGGGAAACUGUCAUUUCAGGCCCAGACUGGAAGACUCGAAAGAGUGCUACCACCCUAGCCAAUAUUUACGCCUCUGAAGACAAGGACUUCAGGAAUUACCCCACGGGCUGGGACGCUCCGGGCUUCGAUGAUUCAGAGUGGAAGGCUUCCACCCCAGUCACCGGGCCAAGGGGAAAACUCAAGUAUCAGAGCCAACCUCCUGUCACAUUACACGAAACCUUCCAACCGGUUUCGACAAAGACUCUUGAGCCAGGCGUCGUGGCCUUUGACUUGGGCCAGAAUGCUUCCAUAAUGGUUCGACUUGAAGUCAGUGGUCCAGCUGGCGCUCAGGUGAUUGUUCGGUACUCCGAGAGCAUCGAUGAGAAUGGCAGGGUGCUGAUGCCAGACCCCUUGUUCAAAGAAUUUGAGACCAAAGUCUAUGCCAAGUUUACUCUCGCUGGAACCGGUGACGCUGAGGUUUGGGAGCCUGACUUUAGUUUCACGAGCGCUAGAUACAUCCAAGUCGAAGGUGUGUCCCUCAACGAGGGAGAAGGGCUUCCGGUCAUACGCUCCCUGGUAGGCCGCCACGUGUCUUCCGCAUCUCGCCGGCUCGGUAGUUUGAAGACGGAUAAGGAAGACGCAAACGCCCUGAUCAACAUGUGUCACUGGUCUUUUGUGAGCAACCUCUUCAGUUAUCACACCGACUGCCCUCAGAUUGAGAAAUUCGGAUGGCUUGAGGUGACCCACCUCCUGGCGCCGGCGACCCAGUACAUCCGCGAUAUUGAGGCUCUCCAUUCCAAGAUCCUCGAUGAUAUAUUCGACACCCAAGAGUACAACGGUUUGGUACCGACGAUGGCCCCCGAAAUCAGAUAUAUGUGCGGCCCCAUGCAUGAUACCAUCACAUGGGGUGGCGCCAUUGCUCUGAUUCCCGAGAUGCUCAAGAGAUACUACGGAUCUACGCACAUGUUUGCAAAGAUGUACCAGCCUUGCGUCAGAUACAUGGAAUACUUACAUACAAAGGAGCGGCAGGGUGGACUAAUUGAGCAUGGCCUCGGUGACUGGGGCCGAGACAUCGCGUUUGGAAACCACCAAGCCAACAUUGAAACAGCAAUCUACUACCGGUGUCUCAGAAACGUCGAGCUCAUGGCCAGGGAGUUGGGUCAUGAAGCGGAUGUCAAGCGUUUCCAGGAAUGGGCGAAUCGUAUCUACGAAGUCUACAAUCGCCAUCUCCUCGUUGCUGACAAGAAAGAACACCCCUACGCAUUCUACACAUCCCUGGAUAACCCGGGCACACACGAUCGGACUAUGAUAGCCCAAGCCAUGGCCCUCCAGUUUGGUCUCGUCCCUGAAGAAUACGUUUCCGACGUUCAGCAGGCAUUCGUGGACGAUGUCUCUGACUGCAGGAUCCGGGCUGGCGAGAUCGGCCUAAAGUGGCUGUGGAAUACCUUCACGGACGUCGACAGGCCGGAUAUCGUCAUGGCAAUGGCCCGCCAGGAAGAGCACCCCUCGUAUAUGCGAUUCAUUAGACGCGGAGAGACAACUUUGAACGAGUUCUGGCAAGAUGCCUGCCGCAGCAAGUGUCAUGACAUGCUUGGAACCAUCUACGAGUGGUUUUAUGAGGCUGUCCUCGGAGUCAAGAUUGAAGAGGAUGCGUACAAAACGUGGACGGUCAAGCCACCUCUGAAGUCGGAAUUCAAUCUCGUGGAGGGAACCUUUGAGUGCCCUUACGGCAAUAUUGAGGUCACGUUCAAACGUGCGGGCGAUGAUGUGCGAAUGAAGAUCACGGUUCCUACGAGCACGACGGCGACUUUGUUGUUGCCGAGAGAUGAGAGCGAGGCGGAGGUUACUCGCCAAGGUGGUGGGAACUUGAGGAGAGCAACUGGAAAGAAAGUUAAGCUGCUCCCGGGCAAGUAUGAGCUGGUGCUAUACCCAUAG